AUGCCUCAUGGAGGCAGGCAUACGAAGCGAGCUGAAAUUAAUUUGGAAAAGCAUUUAAUGAAGAAACGCUCAAUCAUACGGAUCCGGAACAAUGAUCAACUUUGUUUGGCGAGGGCCCUGGUUGUUGCGAAAGCCAAAAUUGAUAACGAUCUCCAGUAUACGAGCAUUGUUAAUCGUCGCCGGGCUAUGCAAACCCGUUUGGCUCGUGAAUUACACCAGAAUGCUGCCGUUCCUUUGGGUCCUUGCGGUUUGGAUGAAGUCAAACAGUUUCAGACGUACCUUUCCAAUUACCAGAUUAAUAUUGUGUCCAAAGAUCAUCAGAACGCUCGUAUUUAUACUGGCCCCGAUCAGGAAAAGAGAUCUGUACCUUUACGAUAA
Molecule: messenger RNA, 378 nt
Organism: Paramuricea clavata
Lineage: Eukaryota; Metazoa; Cnidaria; Anthozoa; Malacalcyonacea; Plexauridae
Source: the annotation of a GenBank genome assembly